Molecule: messenger RNA, 2993 nt
Organism: Atta colombica
Lineage: Eukaryota; Metazoa; Arthropoda; Insecta; Hymenoptera; Formicidae
Product: protein grainyhead
Exons: 12
Coding region: 113-2854 (913 amino acids)
Biological process (GO): regulation of transcription by RNA polymerase II
Cellular component (GO): nucleus
Molecular function (GO): DNA-binding transcription activator activity, RNA polymerase II-specific; RNA polymerase II cis-regulatory region sequence-specific DNA binding
Source: RefSeq, a predicted model, not a curated record
GGAGGAAUUGGGAGCGGAGGAGGCGGCGGCGCAAACCCUGCAAAGCGGCGCCGAAGGCGCCGAUCCGGAAGUCCAUAAGAGGGUUGCCGCGGUGCAGGUGCAGGUUCAGGGUAUGGAGGGUGAUUGGCGCGCCUACUGUGAGCAUCCGCUCUCCGUAGCGACCGCGGCCAUGCUAAACCUUCAGCAGCAGCAUCAGUCGGCGGUAGCUAACCACAAUGAUGAUCCUGCCGCGUCCUAUGUCUAUGAAUACUACAAAUUGCCCGAGAAAACGGCGGAUGUCAAACUACCGCCCACCCAUGAACUCUGGUCGACGGGUGUGAUGGGCCAGAAGUUGCUGGUGCAAGAGGCGCCUGGCUCUGGUUCCGCCUCGACGAAUCGCAUGGAAGGCGGUGAAGGUGCCGGAGGAGGGGAGCUACACCACUUCCUCCAAUACAACCAGCAAUCUCACAGUCCUAGCCAGAGCCUGCAGGGUGGCCUUCCACUUCCGCUGAGCCCACAACCCUUGCGACACGACGGUGCCUCGAACGCCGGCAUCGUCGGGGUCAAGAGGGAACCAGAAGAUCUCAGCUCGUCACGCGGAGGCCAACAACCCAGCAAACGACACAAACAGGCGCAACCCGACAGUCCCACACCACCAGGAAUGUACCAUCAUCAUCCGCAUCAGUUGCAGGUGCAGCAGUACGGCAGCCCUUACGACCCCUACACGUCGUGCAGUCCUAGGUUGCAGUCAACUGCCUAUACGUCUACGUCAGCGACCGGGACGGGAAACACAACGGCGAAUCCGGGUGGCGGCCUUCAUCAGGAGGCGACGACAGUCUACGUCGCCGGUGACGCAUUGCCGCCACUCGCCUCGUCAAGCUCCACUUCCUCGCUGUCCACCACGACUGCUUCGUACACGAGGUACGAGGUCGUGCCAAGCUCAUACGCUACGACACACGCGAUACGCUCGUCGUCGAGUAGCAGCAAAGUCCUAACCGUUGAUCUUCCCAGCCCUGACUCUGGCAUAGGCGCCGACGCGGUGACGCCCAGACAGGAUCAUCAUCCAACCACGGCCCUUCAUCAGUCCUCAUUCGACUAUACAGAAUUAUGUCCUGGCGGAACAACAGCCGGAACAGCGGUAGUUCUCGAAAGUGGAGCGGUGAUACACCAACCCCUGCAAUUACAGCUGCAGCAGAGCCAUGCACAAGCACAGGUGCAACGCAGCAGCUUAGUGUCCACUGGUGCGACAAAUCCGAAUCCAAAUCCAAAUCCGCAAAGAUCGCGGCCUUGGCACGAUUUCGGUAGACAGAACGACGCCGAUAAGAUCCAGAUACCGAAAAUUUUCUCAAAUUACGGAUUCAAGUACCACUUGGAGUCACCGAUCAGUACCUCCCAGCGCCGCGAGGACGAUAGAAUAACGUAUAUCAAUAAGGGCCAAUUCUACGGAAUCACGUUGGAAUAUGUGUCCGAUCCGGACAAACCGCUCCUCAAGGCAGGACAGACAGUCAAGAGCGUAGUAAUGUUGAUGUUCCGAGAGGAGAAGAGUCCAGAGGACGAAAUCAAAUCCUGGCAGUUUUGGCACGGAAGGCAACACUCUGUCAAACAACGGAUUCUUGACGCUGACACAAAGAAUAGCGUUGGCUUGGUGGGCUGCAUAGAGGAAGUCGCGCACAAUGCGAUUGCCGUUUACUGGAACCCACUCGAAUCGUCGGCAAAGAUAAACGUGGCGGUGCAAUGUCUCAGUACCGAUUUCUCGAGUCAGAAAGGCGUGAAGGGUUUGCCGCUGCAUAUCCAGGUCGACACAUACGAGGAACCACCGCCCCACACGCACACGUAUACGCCGCCUUCCCAUCGCGGCUACUGUCAAAUUAAGGUCUUCUGCGAUAAGGGAGCUGAGAGAAAGACCCGGGACGAAGAGAGACGCGCGGCUAAGAGGAAGAUGACAGCGACUGGCAGAAAAAAGCUCGACGAGCUUUAUCACCCCGUUACGGAGCGCAGCGAGUUUUACUCCAUGGUCGAUUUGCACAAACCACCUGUGCUGUUCUCCCCACCGGCCGAACACGCCAUUGAUAAGUUCUCGACGAUGGAGUUGUCGGGCUUCUACGGUGGUGGCGGCGGCGGGGGAGGGGGUGACACCGACACCUCGUCACUCAGUAAUGGUGAAGGUGGAGGAUUGAAGGCGGGGGGUAGCAGCCCCUAUCCACCGCCAUGCGCCCGGCCGAGUCUGCCGGCUCUCAAGUUCCACAACCAUUUUCCACCCGACAAUCUCAGUAACCUGCACGACAAGAAGGACUCGUUGCUGAUGCAGGUGCAGGAGCUGCAAGGCUCAAUGCUACAGGGGGUGCAGACCGGCCUUGCGGGCACAGUGGUGUCCAGUGUCGGUAAUCGGCUGCACCUACAACAGCAGCCGCCACAUCUACGCCCAGCGGACGCCGAGGAACGCGUUAUGCUCUACGUGCGUCAGGAAUCGGAAGAUGUCUACACACCACUGCACGUCACACCACCGACAGUCCAGGGGCUACUCAACGCUAUUGAGUCAAAGUACAAAAUUGCAUCCUCGAGUAUUAAUAACCUCUAUCGCAAAAACACAAAGGGAAUUACAGCGAAAAUUGAUGACGACAUGAUCCGAUAUUACGUCGACGAGGACCUAUUUCUGCUGGAGGUGAGCCACUCACGGAUAAAUCCAGACCCGGGCAGCGAACGCAACCCGAACAAUCCGGGCUCGCCGGGUGACCCUGGCGAUCCGAGUGAUUCUCCCGCCGGAUAUGACGUCACUCUCAUCGAACUACCUUCAUCGCCUCCACAUUUACCACAUUCACCCCUCGCCAAUUCCACACAUGCACAUGUGCAUGUUCAUGACAACAGUAACACGUGAACCUGAACGAACAAGAAAACGUUUGUGUAAAUACGCUACGCAAGCUUGACGAGAACUGAUCACUUGGAUGAAUGAAGGAUCAGCAACAUCUUGCGUUGAAUAAUAACAAUUGCUAAAUAAAUAGCGAAUUUUUUUCGUA